CAGUGCUGCUCAGAGGAGAAAGAGCAAGGGACGGCUGAAGGUUUGACAGAGGACAGAAGGAAACUGAAGAAGGUUCUCCAGUAGAUGGCCUUUGGACCAACUGGAGCUGAGUGCAUGUGGGACGUAGCUGGUUUGAGUCUCCGUCAGUGUUUCUGUUUCUGGUGGUGGCAGUGAAUCAGUAGGAGAACCAGUCUUCCGACAAUCAGGAGGUGUGUGUCAAAUGGGCAGCAGCAGCAGCAGGUCGUUUGGUACAAUGGCCCAGGCGUUGAACAGUGCCACCAUGGCCCAACCUGACCCAUACACAAAGGAGAGCCCAGACCAAGACUUGGACCAGGACCUAGUGGGGGUAGACCCAGACCAGCUGCUAAGAGAGUGCGAGCUGGCGCUGCAGAGACGUCCAGCCCGGCCCCGCCGAGACCUGGUCUGUCCCCGACUCGUGGCCCCUUGCGGUCAUAAGCACAACCCGUCCAUACGGGUCAUGCAGUGGAACAUUCUGGCUCAAGCUCUUGGUGAGGGGAAGGAUGGCUUCAUCCGUUGUCCACUAGAAGCACUUAGCUGGCAUGAAAGGAAAUAUCAGAUCCUAGAGGAGAUCCUCACCUACCGCCCUGACAUACUGUGUCUGCAGGAGGUGGACCACUACUACGACACUUUCCAGCCAAUUAUGGCCAGCUUAGGUUACCACGGCAGCUUCCUGCCCAAACCUUGGUCUCCCUGUUUAGAUGUGGAGCAUAACAACGGCCCUGACGGCUGUGCUCUGUUUUACCGCCGCUCACGCUUCAGCCUUCAUUCCACGGCCCAUCUCCGAUUAUCCGCCAUGAUGCUACCCACCAACCAGGUGGCCAUCGCGCAGACGCUCCACUGCCAGGUAACAGGCCGGUGGCUGUGUGUUGCGGUCACACACCUGAAAGCUCGCAGUGGCUGGGAGAGGCUGAGGAGUGCGCAAGGUGCUGACCUGCUGCAGAGCCUCCAAAGUAUCACAUCCCACUGCGGAGGCCAGAAGCAGGCGGAGAUGGGGGCCAUCCCUUUAGUCGUGUGUGGGGACUUUAACGCAGAGCCCUCAGAGGAUGUUUACAAGCGGUUUAGCUCCUCCCCUUUAGGUCUGAGCUCAGCAUACAAGCUGCUGAGCUGCGAUGGGAAAACGGAGCCAGCCUACACAACCUGGAAGAUCCGGCCUUCCGGAGAAAGCUGCAGCACGCUGGACUACAUCUGGUACAGCCACGACGCUCUGAGUGUGGAGACCCUGCUGGACAUUCCCACAGAGGAGCAGAUUGGACCAGACCGCCUCCCGUCAUACCACUACCCCUCUGACCAUUUAUCACUGCUCUGUGACGUCAGCUUCAGGGAGGAGCCCCAUAGGCUCCUGUAGACUGCCAGUCACCCCAGGUCUGCAGAAAGCUAGUACUGAAGCAAGCAGCCCAUGAAGAGGCAUUUACCAGAUAUUAUUCAGGACCAACCAAAAAACCCAGAGGUUUGAGAGGUGAGACGUUGGAUACCGUGAUCAGAAGGCUGCUGAGGAGGAGAGGAACUGGACUCGUGACCUGAUGCUGGAGGGCAUGCUGCUGUCUAAAAGGGCAGGUCCUAAACCUUCCUGUUUUUUCAGUAGAACUUUAAUGUGAAACGGGCCACUGUAGAAUCACUUCUGCUGGAAAUCUGUUGCUGUGACUGAGCAGCUGAGUGAGGAGCAGGUGGAGUCACAGCGCAGCAUCCUCACAGGGUUUUAUGCCUUUAGGACUUCAUUUCCUGACAUCUCUUCUCUAUUCCUUGUACUCUGUGCAGCUCUGAAGUACUGAGCAGUGAUGGGUUCGGGUUCCUGAAUGUGACUCAUCAUUAGAGCAACACUUCAUUAUUAAUGUUGAUGUACAGUUGGCAAUAAAGUAAUUUUUACUCUUAA
Molecule: messenger RNA, 1891 nt
Organism: Girardinichthys multiradiatus
Lineage: Eukaryota; Metazoa; Chordata; Actinopteri; Cyprinodontiformes; Goodeidae
Gene: nocta
Product: nocturnin a
Exons: 3
Coding region: 221-1366 (381 amino acids)
Biological process (GO): circadian rhythm
Molecular function (GO): poly(A)-specific ribonuclease activity
Source: RefSeq, a predicted model, not a curated record